AGCAUUCUCCAUAGUAUGUCUCUUAGUCUCCCAUCAUUCAUAGAGGUUUCCAAACCGUCCGUGGAUCGUCCGUUUGGUGUCCAUCUCUGGCCGAUUUUCUCUGCUUUAUUCGAGAAAAUCGUUGGAUACUCGGCAGAUGAUUUCGAAUUCAUUCAUCAUCAUACUUUUAUGGCUAAUGGUUACCAUGCAAUUGGAGUCAUUAUUGUCUAUUAUAUUGUCAUUUUUGGUGGUAGAGCCUUGUCCGACAAGUUACAAUUGGCUCCUUUGAAAUUAAACUUCUUGUUCCAAUUACAUAACCUUGUACUUACGGUUGUUUCUCUUGGAUUAUUACUUUUGUGUAUUGAACAAAUUUUACCAAUGCUUAUUAAACAUGGAUUAUUUUAUGCAAUUUGUCACAAAGAUUCCUUUGCUCCAAAAUUGGUAACUUUAUAUUAUUUGAAUUAUCUUACCAAAUAUUUGGAAUUAUUGGACACGGUGUUUUUAGUAUUGAAAAAGAAAAAAUUGUUAUUUUUACAUACUUAUCAUCAUGGAGCCACUGCCUUAUUAUGUUACACUCAAUUGACAGGAAGUACUUCGGUUGAAUGGGUUCCAAUUACUUUGAAUUUGGCAGUACAUGUAGUGAUGUAUUGGUAUUAUUUCUUGAGUGCUCGUGGUAUUAGAGUUUGGUGGAAAGAAUGGGUCACUCGUUUCCAAAUCAUUCAAUUUUUGAUUGAUUUAGUGUUUGUUUAUUUUGCCACUUAUACUCAUUAUGCUCAUGCUUAUUUCCCCUCUUUGCCACAUAUUGGUGAUUGUCAUGGAAGUGAAUUAGCUGCUGCUUAUGGAUAUUUGAUUUUGACCAGUUAUUUGGUAUUAUUCAUUAGUUUCUACAUUAGAGUUUACAAAAAGAGUGCCAAGAAGGCUGCCAAGGUUUCUUCUGAACCAGUUGUUACUUCACCAAAGGUCAAGUCCAAGGGUAAGACCAGUGGAGUUGAAGGUAAUGUCACCAAGGCCAAGAGUAGAAAGGCUUAG
Molecule: messenger RNA, 1008 nt
Organism: [Candida] anglica
Lineage: Eukaryota; Fungi; Ascomycota; Pichiomycetes; Serinales; Debaryomycetaceae
Source: the annotation of a GenBank genome assembly